GCAGAGGGAAAAGGUGUCAAAUGGCACAUCAUCCCGCCCGCCACUAGGUUAGAGUGGGAGAAAACCGAAGCACUUUCUUCAGCUCAGAGUAAUCUGGAGCUGUGCAGAGGGGUCACUGCAGCUGCCUGGUCCAGUCAGCCAUGCUCAUAAAGUUUAUCUGCGCCGUGGUCACUAGAGCACUGUUCAUCUUGAUCUCACUCAUUGGCGUGUGGAGGGUAACAAAGGUGAAAAAUAAUGACCUCUACUGGUUUCUGACCAUCCUGUAUCUGCCCCUCGUGUUUGAAAUGAUUUUAACUCUGAGGAGGAGAAAAGGGAAGGACUACAAGUGGUUCUCUCCGGCAAUUUUCCUCUUCCUCCUUAGUAUUAUACCCACCAUUUGGAUCCUUGAGCUGCAUCAUCAGCAGAACAAAUCCAGUAAUGCUAAGUGUGGUAAACUUGAUUCUCCUGAGAGCAUCAAAAAUAUAUUUAAUAACAUGAGGAAUAUGACCAAUGGAACUGAAGCUUAUAAGUUCUUUAAAGACUCAGCAAAGUUUUUGUCAUCCGUAUGCGCCAACGACUGGAUCCUGGCUUUGCACCAGAUCCUGCUCAUCCUGCUGAUCGUGGGGAAGUGGCUGAUGCCCAUUGGAGAGGGGGUCACCCGGGACGAACUUUCCCAGCUGUUGCUCAUCUUCGUGGGCACAGCUGCUGACAUCCUGGAGUUCACAAGCGAGACACUGUCCGACGUGAAAGAUAAUAGCCCUCAGUUGGUGUACAUUAUUCUAGCUGUGUGGACGUGGAGUAUGCUACAGUUCCCCUUUCAUCUCUCAGUGGUUAAUUCGAAAGCUGAUGAUGAGUGUGAGAGCCAGGGUGACUCUUUCCUCAACAGACACAGGACAGACUUAUGGGCCGUGGUGGAGACCCUCUUCAUUCAGGACGGCCCGUUCCUUUUAGUUCGCUUGACAGUCAUGAUCCAUUUUGACAUCAUCCACCAAAUGCUGGUAUUCUUUACCAUCAAGAACUUGCUGGUGGUGACGCUAAACGUCUACCGGAUGUGGGUCAUUUUUCAUGACUAGAGGGUCAAUCUGAGCAUCCAAAAUGCAGCUUCAAGGCCUUUGAUCAAACUCUAUAGCUAUUAAAUGGGAACACAUUGGCUAUGUGACCUAGCAGUGGCUUUGGUUGAAGGCUUGUUGCUGUAUCACUACUGGUGGACUCAUCUGGACGAUGUUACAUUCUUGACCAGUUUACAGACACUUAUAAUACAUGACAGUGGUAAUUAGUUGGAAAGUAGAAAGAAUUGCUUCUGCACUGCAAAAAGAGAUGCAUUAAACUAAUUUGUUAAAAAUAUGUACAUCAUGUCCACACUAAUAAAAAAAAAAUUAUAUCCAUAUUUAUAUAUAUAUAUAAAUAAAACAAAAUUUAUGUUACCGUUUUCUAGCUUCAAUUUACUUCCAUGUGUCUUGUGAACACCUCCAAAGUUCAGUUUUAGAAGUUGGUUGCAACUGAUCCCAAUUACACAUUUAGAACUUUGUUGUUGUUGUUUUUUAUCCAUCCUUUAGCCCAGCCAUGUCAAACUGGGUACCUUCCGGGCUAAAGUGCUGCAGAGAUUUGUGUCUACCCUCAUCUAACACUCUAAAAGCAGUUCAAGAAAGCCUUGCUAUUUAGCUGAUGAGCUGAAUCAGGUGUGUUUAAUGAAGCAGUGUGCUGAAGUCUACAGUGUUUUGGCCCACAAGGACUGGAGCUUCACACAUGCUCUAGCCCAUCCUCAAUGAUCAGUUUCUGACUAUGGAACCACACUUGGGUGGACAUUUCUGGGUGGGCUCAUCCUAGCAGUGACAUUGCUGUAUGUAAAAAACCCAGCAGAACCAAAUACACUUGUACCAGCAAUGCACACGCUUCUAUACCAUUACCCUGUCAGUGUCACUGCUGUGCUGAGAAUGAUCCACUGCCUGGUCAGUGGUCAUCCUGUUGUGGUCUGUUUCUACUAUUGGAUCCAACUACUGUGGACAGCAUUUAAGCCUGAAGCUGUUCCUUUGGAUGACUUCAUAAAUGUCAUGAAAGUAUGACAUAGAGGGGAAGUUACAAAAUAUUGACACUCUUAGUUGCCUUUUUCCUUCUUUUUUGUGUUUAUCAGUAAUCAUUACAUCAAAAAAUGUUUCAAACUAAUUCUAUUUGUCCGCCAGUGUGAAAAUAAUGCACACAUUUGAAUCAAGUUUAAGUCAAUGUAUGACUUUGUUCUGUGUGUCAAAGAUAAAAACAUCUCAAAGCAAGACAUAGCGUUUGUCAUAAACAAGUUUUACAGUAUUAAUUAUAUUGAAAUUCUACAGGAAAUUUUAUUGCUAUCAAUAUAUCAUCCAGGAGGACAGGCUUUGCUUAUGAUAGUUCAAAAAGAAAGUUAUUUAGAAAAAAAAAGAAGAAGCAUGUAAUUGCUUUCCUUUUUCACAUUUCACAAUUACAUUGAUUUAAACAUACUGCAGUUGCUGCUGCCGCAGAAAUGAGUGCUUUUUGUUUAUUAUAGUCUCAUCUCUUUCGUGUGAGAACAAUGUUGUUUUAUGAUAAACCUGACCGUUUGGAAAACAUACAGGUGGUUUUUCCUUGUAUUUUACUUCAUGCCAUUACUUGCCACUUGCUGAACAACUUCCCCCAGGCUUUGAGAGACAGAGGAGUUUAUGCAAGUGUAAAAGCAGACCAAGCCAUUCUUCCAUUCUCCUCUAAUCAGAAGACAGUUUAAAUCUGUGUGUAUAGCAAUAAGCUUCAGAUCAACAAACUGUGUCUGAUUACUGACGUCCCCAAACAAAGGCCAAAGUUGAUUAGCUGGGAAAAUGGGUUCUAAAAGCUGUUUGCCUUUGGACAUCACCUGCAGGAAAGCACAGAGUCGCUUUGGCAGCUGGGCACAGGGGUGUGAGGGUGAAAUCAAGAUCCUGUGUGUAUUGGCCCAAACAGGCCAAGCCACAGAGGUCAGUCAAUAAACAAAGGCAUGUCUUGCUUGCUGCUUUCCUCUAAUGACUCAGUGUUGUGAUUAUCUCCA
Molecule: messenger RNA, 3004 nt
Organism: Colossoma macropomum (tambaqui)
Lineage: Eukaryota; Metazoa; Chordata; Actinopteri; Characiformes; Serrasalmidae
Gene: tmem26b
Product: transmembrane protein 26b
Exons: 6
Coding region: 141-1052 (303 amino acids)
Source: RefSeq, a predicted model, not a curated record